CGCAGCCAUGGACGCCAUCAAGAAGAAGAUGCAGAUGCUGAAGCUGGACAAGGAAAACGCCAUCGACCGCGCGGAGCAGGCCGAGGCCGACAAGAAGCAAGCGGAGGACCGCUGCAAGCAGCUGGAGGAGGAGCAGCAGGCCCUGCAGAAGAAGCUGAAGGGGACGGAAGACGAGGUGGAGAAGUACUCGGAGUCAGUCAAGGAUGCCCAGGAGAAGCUGGAGCAGGCCGAGAAGAAGGCCACUGACGCCGAGGCAGAUGUGGCCUCCCUGAACCGCCGCAUCCAGCUGGUGGAGGAAGAGCUGGACCGGGCGCAGGAGCGUCUGGCCACCGCCCUGCAAAAGCUGGAGGAAGCCGAGAAGGCGGCUGAUGAGAGCGAGAGAGGAAUGAAGGUCAUCGAAAACCGGGCCAUGAAGGAUGAGGAAAAGAUGGAGCUGCAGGAGAUGCAGCUGAAGGAGGCCAAACACAUCGCUGAGGACUCGGACCGCAAAUACGAGGAGGUGGCCAGGAAGCUGGUGAUCCUGGAAGGAGAGCUAGAGCGCUCAGAAGAGCGGGCUGAAGUGGCUGAGAGUAAAUGUGGGGACCUAGAGGAGGAGCUGAAAAUUGUCACCAACAACUUGAAAUCCCUGGAGGCCCAGGCCGACAAGUAUUCCACCAAAGAGGAUAAAUACGAAGAGGAGAUCAAGCUGCUGGAGGAGAAGCUGAAGGAGGCUGAGACCCGGGCAGAGUUUGCCGAAAGAUCUGUGGCAAAGUUAGAGAAAACCAUCGAUGAUCUGGAAGACGAAGUCUACGCGCAGAAGAUGAAGUACAAGGCCAUCAGCGAGGAGCUGGACAACGCCCUCAACGACAUCACCUCCCUCUGAGCCCCGCACCCACUGCGGCCCCUCCGCUCUCUGCUCCCCUUUCCAUUCUCUGGGGAGGGCGGGCAGGAGGGACAAAGUUUGGUGACACUGCACAGUCAGGCUGCAAGCAGCCACGGGAGGGCCCCCAUCACACCCGGCCCCCACCCUGGCACUUGCUUCAUCCUUCUGUCCAUCUGCUUCCCCACACCUGUGAGUAUCCACCUCUUUCUGCUGCUUAAUAAACUCUUAACCUCGUCUCC
Orycteropus afer afer is the source of this 1101-nucleotide messenger RNA. The record is from RefSeq and is a predicted model, not a curated record. Lineage: Eukaryota; Metazoa; Chordata; Mammalia; Tubulidentata; Orycteropodidae.